This is a messenger RNA of Linepithema humile (Argentine ant), 2463 nucleotides long. NCBI's taxonomy places the organism in Eukaryota, Metazoa, Arthropoda, Insecta, Hymenoptera, Formicidae. The record is from RefSeq and is a predicted model, not a curated record.
AUGGAGAAGGAGCGCGAUCUUACCGUACAAGCAGCGAAUAUCAAAACGUUGAGAGAGUUCCUCCCAUGGGACUACGAGUGCGACGAGUACCUCGAUUUUCUGAGGAAAAAAUGUCGCAAGAAGCAACGAAUCGGAGUAAUUCACUCUUUGGUGGCGCGAAUAGUGCGUUUGGAGGGUGUGAGGAAGACCAUUCAAGAGCGUUUUCUACCCACCGGCGGCGGAUACGGAACCCAGAGAAGAUUCACCUGGAAAGAAAUUCAGACGGCCUUCAGGAAUCGAAUACUAACCGGUGCGGUUAUCAAUUCCGACUACAUCAAUCCACGCGAAUUUUUAGAAGAGAUAAAAAAUAUGAUCAUCGAGCGGAUCCAAAGCGUUAUGGUGGAACACAACAGCGUCAAGAUCAACACCGCAUUCAACGGGGAAUUCACCGCAGGUGACAAGACUGCCGUAAAGACCAUCGCAACCAAAAACUGCGAGCUAUUUCCAACAACCGAUUUACAAGAGUGGUACACGAAGAAUGUGGUUGACGUCAUCUUGGCAUCUCUGGAGGAGUUUCAAGAACGCGACAGCGGAUGGGCGUUGUCACGUAUCUUGGAUCUCACCAUCAACGUCAACAAAUUCAAUCCUCUACGCGCGGGAUGUCAUAUCCAGUUACCGCAGAAAAUUAUGCUAAAAAGGGCGGUGAUAAACGUGCAAUCGACGGACAAUGCGUGUUUUGCGUGGGCAGUCGUCGCUGCGUUACAUCCUGCGGAAAAACACCCGAAAAGAACAAUCGAAUAUCCACACUAUCAAGUGCUGAAUCUGUGUGGUAUAGAGUUCCCCAUGACGCUUCCGCAAAUAUCAAAAUUCGAGAAACUGAACACCAUCUCCGUCAAUGUCUUUACCAUCGAAGACUCCAAAAUCAUCCCUUUGCGCCUCGCCGACGAAAUUCUCCAUAAAAUGGAGAAGCAUGUCAACCUUCUCUACGUGCCUGGAAACAACGAGGCACAUUUUGUGUGCAUCAAGAAUCUGUCUCGGCUAGUGAGCUCACAAUUAAGCAAGAAAAGAUGUAAAAAAUACAUUUGCGAUCGGUGUCUACACUAUUUCCAGACGAGUGACAAAUUGUCAGUCCACAGCGUCGACUGCGGAAAGAUGAACGACUGCGCAGUCAUUCUUCCCAACGAAGACAACAAGUGGCUGACGUUCCGCAACUACAACCGGAAGGAGCGGCUCCCGUUUGUGGUGUACGCCGAUCUGGAAUGUACGCUGGAAAAAGAGGAGGGACAAAACCAUAUCACAUACGCCUACCAAUAUCACAAGGCGUUUAGCGUAGGAUAUUAUGUAAGUUGCGCUUACGAUAACUCAUUAUCUAGUUUUAAGUCUUAUCGCGGUGAGGAUUGCGUAGCGUGGUUCGUCAAUGAACUCCACGAUUUGGCACACCACGUGAAAGCGAUCCUUACCAUCGUUGUCCCGAUGGCGGAUCUUACGCGGGAGGAAUCGGAGGAAUUCCGUAGCGCCGUAAAUUGUCACGUGUGCGAGAAACCGUUCGCACCGGAAGAUACGUGGGUGCGCGAUCAUUGUCAUCUCACCGGGCGCUACCGAGGUCCCGCGCACUCGUCGUGUAAUUUAAAUUAUAAAGAUUCCCACGUUAUCCCGGUGUUUCCCUACGAGUACAUCAACAGCGUCGACAAGCUCCGGGAGACACACCUGCCACCGCGCGAGUCAUUUUACAGCUUGCUGAUCGGUGACGCAGUAUCCAAGAGCGAUUACGCGCACGCGACAAACGUUUGGCAAACUUUUUCGAUCGAAACUCUUGGACAGUACAGCGAUUUGUAUCUAAAAAUGGAUGUUCUUUUGUUGGCGGAUAUUUUUCAAAAUUUCCGAAACACGUGUAUAAAGAGUUACGGUUUAGAUCCCGCACAGUAUUACACUUUACCGGGAUAUACGUGGGACGCUAUGUUGAAGCACACACGCGUAAAGUUCGAGUUGCUCACAGACAUCGACAUGGUCCUGUUCGUUGACCGCGGUAUACGCGGUGGUCUUAGUCAAUGCUCCAACAGAUACGCUCGCGCCAACAAUAAAUAUAUGCCCUCUUACGAUCCAUCGAAACCAUCAUCGUACCUUAUGUACUUUGAUGUCAAUAACUUGUACGGUUGGGCAAUGUGUCAACCGUUGCCCUAUGCCGAUUUUCAGUGGGUUGAAAAUGUCGCGAGCUUUGAUGUAAUGUCCGUAACAUCCGAUUCGGCUACCGGUUAUGUGUUGAAAGUCGACCUUGCGUAUCCGAUGAAUCUUCACGACGCGCACACUGACUUACCGUUCUGCCCGACAAGCGGGAGGUCAAGUUACUUGCUACGCUGUGCGAUAAGCAGCGAUACUUCAUCCACUACCGUAACCUGCAACAAUGUAUUCGACACGGGUUGCAGGUUACAAAGAUUCAUCGAAUAUUGCAAUUCGCGCAAUCUCCAUGGCUUCGAGGAUAUAUAG